AUGCAUAUAUUUGCACAGGCUGCAGUUACUUUGGAUGCAGCGGCAGGGCUUAUUUGGCACCCUCAGGUUCCUUUGAAGGUUUCUAUCUUCGCAUGGCGACUCUUGCGGGACAGGUUACCUACCAAAGCAAACCUGGUUUCUCGAGCGAUUUUAUCUUCGGAGGCUCAUCUAUGUGUUUCUGGUUGCGGAGAGGUCGAGACAUCUCAGCACUUGUUCCUUUCUUGCAGUACUUUUGGUGCACUUUGGUCUCUUGUCAGUUCCUGGAUUGGCUCUUCUUUGGUGACUGCUCAGACUCUUUCAGAUCAUUUUGUUCAGUUCACUGGUUCAGCGGGUGGUCUUCGAGCACGACAUUCUUUCAUGCAACUCAUUUGGCUUGCUUGUGUGUGGGUUGUGUGGACCGAAAGAAACCAUCGAUUGUUUAGAGGCUCGGCGAAUUCUUUACAUUGCAUGUUGGACAAGAUCAAGACUUUUUCAUUUAGGUGGUUGAAAGCAACGAGUAGUACUUUAGCUUUAAACUGCCAUAGUUGGUGGUCUAGUCCUAUGCUUUGUUUGGGCCUUGUAUAGUUUCUUUUGGUUGUAUUUUUGACUC
Trifolium pratense (red clover) is the source of this 589-nucleotide messenger RNA. RefSeq lists its product as uncharacterized. The record is from RefSeq and is a predicted model, not a curated record. The transcript is spliced from 2 exons. The coding region runs from base 1 to 564 and encodes 187 amino acids. Lineage: Eukaryota; Viridiplantae; Streptophyta; Magnoliopsida; Fabales; Fabaceae.